This is a messenger RNA of Osmerus eperlanus (European smelt), 1315 nucleotides long. It is a transcript of the gene popdc3, whose product is annotated as popeye domain containing 3. Lineage: Eukaryota; Metazoa; Chordata; Actinopteri; Osmeriformes; Osmeridae. The transcript is spliced from 4 exons. Gene Ontology annotation, cellular component: sarcolemma. The record is from RefSeq and is a predicted model, not a curated record. Gene Ontology annotation, biological process: skeletal muscle tissue development; heart development; regulation of membrane potential. Bases 98 to 973 code for a protein of 291 amino acids. Gene Ontology annotation, molecular function: cAMP binding.
GGAUAGUGAGGAAGUAAGUCGUUGGACUUGAGGACCAAGCGGGCGCUGAGCGUCUAGUCGGCUUGGUUACCAGCUUGUUUUACGCUGAGCGUAAAACAUGGAGCCCAUAGCUGUCGAAGCAGAAAACCUGACAUCGGGGACACUGGCUUCUCACCCGGUUUGCACAGCAUGGGCGGAGGGCCCCGAGACUUCAGUUUUCCACCUUGCCAAUAUGUUACUUGUUUUGGGAUUCAUGGGCGGAAGUGGAUUCUACGGGCUUCUCUACCUGUAUAGUUUCUUGGCAGUUGGUUUCUUCUGUUCCUCGAUUUGGGCAUGGUCGGACCCGUGCACCACGGACACCUUUCUGUGGAGUUUUGUUCUUUUCGCAGCGUGCGUUGGUCAAGUGGUGCAUGUUGCCUACCGGUUAAGGAAAGUUACUUUCGAGAAAGAGUUCCAAGACCUGUACAACUACAUGUUCAAGAAACUAGGUGUAUCCCUGGUCCACUUUGGGAAGAUUAUCGUUUGUUGCGAAGGGGACAUCCAUACAAUUGAAAAGGACCACUGCUUUGCAGUGGAGGGAAAGACGUCGAUCGACAAGCUGUCUGUUCUCGUGUCCGGCAGAAUUCGAGUGACUGUAAACGGGGAAUUUUUACAUUACAUCUAUCCUUUCCAGUUUCUCGACUCUCCAGAAUGGGACUCACUCAGACCCUCAGAGGAAGGGAUCUUCCAGGUAACGCUGCGCGCUGAUAAUCAGUGUAGGUAUAUUGCUUGGAGGCGGAAGAAGCUGUAUCUGUUGUUUGCCAGACAUCGCUACAUAGCCAAGAUCUUCGCUCUGGUUGUGCGGAACGAUAUCGCGGACAAGCUGUACUCCCUGAACGACAAGGCGUUCGACAGCGGCGGGAUCCGGUUUGAUCUCCGGUUACCCAGUUACUGUCACGUGCCGGGUCCAGAAUUAGAACGAACAGCUGCAUUCCUGCAAGUCGCAGAGGAGUGAAGACGGAUGUAGCUGGCUGUCCCGUGACUAUCAGCGAACUUGUUGAAUGUUUUUAGUCUGUUGUAUAUUGUCAGUAGGCUCUUUUGAUGGUUCAACACCCUUAGACUUUUUAUCAAUGUGAUUAUAAUGUAUUUAACUGACAUUGUUGUGCAACAUUUUAUGGAUUAUGUUGGGCAGUGUCCGUUGUCUACAUGCGAGCGCGUCACAUGUCAGUGUGUUCGCGAAAGAUUUCAGAAACAUUUCACCCAAACAGCACCUGUUCAGCCAUGGCCCAUUGGCUGUAUGUUUUUGUGCCUGAACAUUGUAAAUGGAUUAAAGUUGAUUGUGUUUUAACAAAUCUAA